AUGGUUACUGAAAGUGACGCUGCUCUCGUCGUCAUCGAGUUCUACGCGGAGUGGUGCGGUCCUUGCACGAUGAUUGCUGAUGAUUUUGAAAACCUGAAGAAAAGCUAUCCUAGUGUUUACUUUUAUCGGAUUGACGUUGAUUCUUUUCGUUAUCGAGAGGCCGCAAAGGAGUACAAAGUGACAAGGGUGCCUACAUUUGUUGUCUUGAAGGACCGAAAAGUGCAUCAUACCAUCGUGGGCGCCAACAUCAAUGCCCUUAAAGAAGCAAUUGACUGUUGUCUUUAA
Messenger RNA from Dicrocoelium dendriticum, 285 nucleotides. Lineage: Eukaryota; Metazoa; Platyhelminthes; Trematoda; Plagiorchiida; Dicrocoeliidae. The record is from the annotation of a GenBank genome assembly.